UGAAAUGUGUUUCACUCUGUGUUUAAAUUGUUUAUUCAUUGAUUUACUGAUUAAAUCUAAAAGGAGAAGCGUACACAAUGUGCUCAGUCAAAUAAAGUGGAGUGCACGUUGAGGCUCCUCAUGUUGGUCGACUAGGUGAUUUCCUGAAUUGGUGAAUUUAACCAUUUACGAGCAAAACUUCACACUGGCUUCUCUAGUAUUGGCUUUACCAACUGCACAAUAGAGUGGAGGUUUUCAUAUGCUGUUUCAUAAGAAAUAUGUUAAGACACGCCUGGCACACUGGUCACCAGAAAUGGCCGACUACAUACUACACAGUACUAUACUCUAUAAACUACAUCAUAUAAGUUAUUUUGGUAAACAAAACAUUACAGUAACAUUGACUGUUUGUGAUGUGACAAAAUGACAAGUGACAAAAUAAAAUUAUUGAUUUAUUUUUGGACGGUGAAAACAUGUUGCCAACAACAGUGGCUUUUGUUCUUUAAGCAAAUGUUCUCAAACUGUUUAAGCUGACUUGUGUAGAGACACACAGAACAACCCUCACAUGGACAUGACAUCACAGUGGAAGAAACAAAACUGACUUCCCCUUCAGUCUACUUCUCCAUUACUCUCACAGAUACACUCACAGAUAUGCAAAUACUUCACUAGAAGGUUUUAGACAAUCGUGUCAUUUUUUUAGGAUCAAUCUCUGAACCAUUUGUUACAGAGUUCCUUGGACAAAGACCCAGGGACCAAGAGCUUAAGACCUAACCUCCCAUCUUUGCAGUAGGAGCAAGCUGAAGAUGAGCAAGGCUCUAUGUAUUGUGUCUCCCCUUACAGGAAUGUUUGAUCCUGCUGAAAUAGAACAAGAUUGUGGCCAUUGCUACCAGAUAGAUAUUGGCGCAGUAGUGGGUGUCAUUGCCUGUGACAUCAUCCUGACGCUCCUCAUUGCUCUCACCGUGUUCUGUUUUGUUGCCUUCCAGAAGAAGAGGAGUCAACUGGAAUCCAGACAGGAGGGUAAAGGGAAAAAUCUCACAGCAUCCAAGAGGAAGACAAUCGAAAUCACAGAGUCUCCCUACCAGGAGCUGCAUGGAGUUCAGUCAGACGUGUACAGUGAUCUUCAACAGUUUCGGAAAUGAGAAUACUUUUGGGUAAUUUGACUUAUUUCUGUACUGAACUGCAUACUGAUCCCUAAAUCAGAGAAGAACUGAGAUGUGCAUUCAUUCUCCUCUCCUUACUGAUAUUUUUAAGUUGUUUUAAUAAUUGUACAGUACAGGGAUACGGUGUACUUGCAAAAGUAUUGCCUUAUUGAUAUAGUUUAUCUAAUCUUUUAAUUUAACGUGUUGCUGUUUUUAAGCACAUUAGUGCCAUUUUCACAAUUUUAUGAUGAAUUUUCUAAACUCAAGGUCUGCAUGGAGUUCAGUCAGACAUGUUUACACUGAUCUCCAACAGUUUCAGAGAUUAGAAUACUUUUGGGGAAAUUUGUCUUCUUUCCGUACUGAACUGCAUGUAUAUGAAAAGACCUAAGAUGUGCAUUCAUACUCCUCUCCUCACUGAUAUUUUAAAAUGUUGUGUUUUUGUUUUUUUUAAAUACAAUUUUACAAUGUUUGGCGUGUUUGUUUUCUAUACAAAAUGUUUAUGUUGUUGUUUUACUUAUAUUUCAUGUUGCUGUUGUCUUAUGUAUAUUUACUUAUAAAAGUAUUGCGUUAUUGAUAUAUUUUAUCUAAUCUGUAUAUUUAACAUGUUGAUGUUUUUUUUUUUGCAUUUUAGUGCCAUUUUCACAAGCAUUUGGUGAAUUUUCUAAACUCAAUGUCAGACUUGUUAUACAGCCAAACAUAGAUUCAAACCUUACACUUGCAUGUUAAUUCAAACUGCACUUAACACUUAGGCUACCAAUAGUCAGUUAUCAAAUUCAUAAACAUGAAACCAUGUAAGCCUAAUUGAAUAAUUAAGUAAAUUAUAAAGAUAAUGGAAUGUAAGUUUGGAGGCAGUUUAGUUAAACCAGUUAAAUAAUAUAAAAAGGAACACUGAGAUAUUGUGGCAUGUCCAAAAUGUAAAAUCUUGCAGAUUUUUUGCUGGCCCAACUUCUGAACGCGCCGGUGUUACGAAUAAUUCAGUGACCGUGCGAAUUCAGUGUGCCUGUCGGAAGUGCGCAUGCGCUGCUAUCGAAUAUUUAUUUCUGUCAAAGGGAGCUUGUGAUAUGUCGUCCACUUGUUGCUCUUUGCUCCCGACAUUGUCUUCAUUCUAAAAUGCGUCUGGUAACCUAAGCUUCGUGGCGCUGCAAUAUUAACCUUGUGAUCUUUGCGAUUCUGCAUCCAUAGAAACGUAAAAAAAAAAAAAAAAAAAGAACUGUGCAG
Esox lucius (northern pike) is the source of this 2333-nucleotide messenger RNA. It is a transcript of the gene tyrobp, whose product is annotated as transmembrane immune signaling adaptor TYROBP. Lineage: Eukaryota; Metazoa; Chordata; Actinopteri; Esociformes; Esocidae. Gene Ontology annotation, biological process: microglial cell activation involved in immune response; positive regulation of natural killer cell activation; negative regulation of transforming growth factor beta1 production. Bases 780 to 1115 code for a protein of 111 amino acids. The transcript is spliced from 5 exons. Gene Ontology annotation, molecular function: signaling receptor binding. Gene Ontology annotation, cellular component: cell surface. The record is from RefSeq and is a predicted model, not a curated record.